UGGAACAGGUUGUUUGGAUUUCAGGAGCAUACCGCAACACCCUCCAAUAAAAAUGGAGGGUUGAUUGAGAGGAGAGGAAACGUCUGCCAGAGAAGACUGAGACAGAAAGCGGAUGACAGAUUAACCGCCGUGUGGAGAAAGAGCUGCUUUGGGAAGAAGAUUUGCUUGUUCAGACCAGUGCUGCACUUCGACAAGAAUCAGUGACGGUCCACCUGGAACCACCUAAACAUUUGUGUGUCGCGCGGCGCACAGAGAGAUCUGGAUGUGUCAAGAUUAAAGAAGGCAUCUCCCUGAUGAUGUCAGCGAGCAGCCCUUCCCUCGACGACGAGCCCAGCAGGAAUCAGUCAGAUCCUGGAGCGGAACCAGAAGCUGAAGAUCUAGACUGGGAUGGAUUCAGCACGACAUUGGACAACGGCUCAACAGAGCAGGAGCGUCUUCAGGCCUCGGAGCAGCGCUGUGACGAGCUGGAGAAGACCCGCUGUGAGCUGGAGAGGCAGCUCUCGGGCCUGUCGGACCGACUGGAGGAAGAAGAGGCCUGCUCGCUUCAACUGGCGUUACAAAGGGAUCGUCUGGAGGUCGAGUGCAGCAACCUCCGACUGGACCUGGACGACCUGGAGAGCGCGCUCGCUUCAUCUGACCGUGAUAAACAGUCAUCAGAAAGUGAAGUGAAGAGGCUCCUGGAGCAGCUAAUCCAGAAGGACGAAGCACUUAAGAAGCUGCGGGAAGAGAAGGAACAUCUGGUGGGGCCAAGCCAGGCAUCAAACCAGAGAUGGAGGAAAGACGUAGUGGAGGAGAGACUCGGAGCGACCAACAAGAGUGGACGAGACGAUCUUGCCAAGCAGAAGGACCUGGACAUGAGCAGAACCAGCACCAAGCUGCAGGCAGACGUUCCUAAUGUGGAGCUGCAGAGGAAAAGCAUGGGGCAACAGGCUCGCAUCGAGGAGCUGGAGGAGGAGCUGGAAGCUGAGCGAGCUAUGCGAGCCAAGGUGGAGAAGCAAAGGGCAGAUCUAACCAGAGAGCUGGAUGACCUGACAGAUCGACUGGAGGAGGUGGGAGGAGUCAGUGCCUCACAGAUGGAGGUGAACAAGAAGCGUGAAGCGGAGCUCGCACGUCUUCGACGAGACCUGGAAGAGUCCUCGGUCCAGUCAGAAGCGCUUGCCGCGACGCUGAGGAAGCGCCACAGCGACAUGAGCGCCGAGCUGAGCGAGCAGUGUGAAGCCCUGCAGCGGACCAGAGCCAAGCUGGAGAAGGAGAAGCAGAGUUUGAGGAUGGAGGUGGAGGAGAUGACCACUUCACUUGACACUCUGCAGAAGGCAAAGUCGUCAUCUGACAACCAGAUGAAGAAACUGGAGGAGCAGCUGUCUGAAGCCAACAGGAGAGCCGAUGAACUGCAGCGGGCACUGACUGAGCUCAACGUCUCCAAGAACAGACUGACAGCUGAUAAUGCAGACCUGAACCAUCAGACGGAGGAGGCAGAAAACAGAGCCAGCCAGCUGAGCCGUGCGAAGAUUCUCCUUCAGUCCGAAGUGGAGGAUCUGAAAAAGCAUCUUGAAGAUGAAAUCAAGGGCAAACAGGCCGCGGGCAGCAGUCUGACCACGGUGAGGAAGGAAUGUGAGGUAUUGAAGGAGCAGCUGGAGGAGGAACAGGAGAGCAAGCUGGAGCUGCAGCGCCUCAUCUCCAAGCUCAACACGGAGGUGACACACUGGAGGACUAAGCACGAGACAGACGCCAUCCAGCACGGGGACGAGCUGGAAGAGACAAAGAAAAAGCUGGCGCUGCGCCUUCAAGAGGCCGAAGAGGCCGUGGAAGCCACCCAGUCUAAAUGUUCCUCUUUGGAAAAAACCAAGCAAAGGCUGCAGGGUGAAGUGGAGGAGCUGUGCAUGGACCUGGAGAAGGCCAACAGCUGCGGUCAGGCUCUGGAUAAGAAGCAGCGAGUGCUGGAGAAGCAGCUGACUGACUGGAAGCAGAAGUGCGAAGAGUUGGUGAGCGAGGUGGAGGGCUGCCAGAAGGAGAGCAGACAGCACGCCAGCGAGCUCUUCAAACUCAAGACAGCACAUGAAGAGUCUCUGGAGCAGUUAGAAGCUCUGCGCCGGGAGAACAAGGCCUACCAGGAGGAGAUCACCGACCUCACGGACCAACUGUCCGACGGAGGGAAGAGUGUGCAUGAACUCCAGAAAGCCAAGAAGAAGAUAGAGAUGGAGAAAGAUGAGUUGCAAGCCUCUUUGGAAGAAGCUGAGGCAGCAUUAGAGGCUGAAGAGACUAAGGUUCUGAGACUGCAGCUGGAGUUGUCUCAGGCCAAAGGAGACCUGGAAAGAAGACUUCAGGAGAAGGAGGAAGAGAUGGAUGCAGCAAGGAAGAGCCACCAGAGAGCACUGGAGUCUGUGCAGGCCAGCCUGGAUGUGGAGCUGAAGGGCAGAGCAGAGGGGCUGAAACUGAAGAAGAAACUGGAGGUGGACAUCAACGAGCUGGAGCUUCAGGUGGAUCUUUUGACCAAGAGCAACACCGAGCUGAACAAGACCAGCAAGAAAGCGCAGCAGCAGAUCAAAGAGCUCCAGGCACAGCUGGAGGAAGAGAUGAGGAGCCACGAGGAGCAUCGGGAGGAUCAGGCAGCCGUGGAGCGUCGGCUGGCUCUGCUGGUGAGCGAGGCAGAGGAGAUGCGGUCGGCACUGGAGAGCACAGAGCGAGCACGAAAGGCGCUGGAAGUGGAGAUGCAAGAGUCGGGCGAUAAAUACAAUGACCUCAACAACCAGCUGCAGGCUGCGAUCAGCGGGAGGAGAAAGCUGGAGGUGGAUCUUCAAACUUUCCAGCAGGAGCACGAGGAGCUCCAGAGCGAGCUCAGGGGAUCCGCAGAGAAGAUCAAGAAAGCCGGCUGUGAGUUGGCCCGAGUAGGAGAGGAGCUGCGCCUGGAACAGGAACACACGCUCCACCUGGAGCGGGUCAAGAAAGCCAUGGAGGCCCAGAUUAAGGAGAUGAGCAGCCGCCUGGAGGAAGCUGAGCAGAUCGCCAUGAAAGGGGGCAAGAAGAUCAUACAGAAGUUGGAGGGAAAGGUGAAGGAGCUGGAGCUGGAGCUGGACACGGAGCAGAAGCGUCACGCGGAAACGGUGAAGUCUCUGCGGAAAAAUGAGCGGCGCUUGAAAGAGCUGCUUUUCCAGUCUGAAGAAGACCAGAAGAACCAGCAGAGAAUGCAAGACUUGGUGGAGCGGCUGCAGAACAAGAUGAAGGCCUACAAGAGACAAGUGGAGGAGGCGGAGGAGCAAGCGAACAUGAACCUAGCCAAGUACAGGAAGACUGUCCACGAGCUCGACGACGCCGAGGAGAGAGCUGACAUUGCUGAGUCGGCGCUGACCAAGAUCCGGACGAAGAACAGAGGCAGCUUUGGCAAGGGAUACUCUUCUGGUUACAGCACACCAUACCCCAGCCUGGUCCGCUCCCCGAGCUCUGUGGGCUCCGAGGGCAGAGGGGAGAAGAUCAUCAACGAUGACGACGAGUCUGUGAGCUCGCUAAUCCCAGCGUACCUCAACUCCCUGAAGAAGCUCAUGGUGGAUUAGACAGGAAGCCGGUGUUGGUGAGCAGGGACCAAAUGAAAUAUGCUCAAAAUGCUGCAGAAGUGCUCAGAUGGUGGUUGGACUUUACAGUUGUAAACUGGGUGUGAUCAGAUCUGUCUCUCUAAUGAAGACGUUACUGUCUCAGUCUUCACAGAUUUAUUCCAGGAGAGAUUCACAAUGUUUAAGUAAUAAAAGGAAAGGUCAGUUGCUUAAAUCUUACUUGGGACUUUUCUAAUGUCUGAGCUUCUGUUUGGCUUCCUGCUGUGGUCUCCAGACUGAUCUUACAUCAACGAUAGACGAGACAAGCAAGAAUAACUGCAGCCACUCACUUCAGCAGGACUGACACUUACAGUGUAUGGCAUCUAAACCUUUCAUCCUGUAACAAAAAUAUAUUAACAGAUAAGUGUAAACAACCGAUGGCUUUGCAUAAACAUUUUUUUUGUUCACUUUUUCACAUUUCUAGAUAAAAGUGCCUCCAUGCCCGUGUAAUUUGUUAUUUGUCCUUUUCAUUUCCACUUAUUGUAUAUUUUUUGUACAUUUUUGCUCCAAAGAAGGUUUGUCUUCUGGACUUUAUAAUCUUUGUUAGCCACUCGGUUGCCCCAAACCUGAACUCUACUUUUUAUGUUAUGGACAUCUGCCCACUUAUGUACUCGCCAGAUGUGCAGCGGUGAGUACAGUGAUGUAUUUUUGGAAAAUAUAUAUUUUAAUCAUUAAAACGAUG
Synchiropus splendidus (mandarinfish) is the source of this 4266-nucleotide messenger RNA. RefSeq names its product myosin-16. The transcript has 22 exons. The record is from RefSeq and is a predicted model, not a curated record. Gene Ontology annotation, cellular component: myosin complex. NCBI's taxonomy places the organism in Eukaryota, Metazoa, Chordata, Actinopteri, Syngnathiformes, Callionymidae. The coding region runs from base 294 to 3548 and encodes 1084 amino acids.